UACUUUAUACUGUUCAGUUCACGACUUCCCCAGCAUCUGUCCACCAGGGGGCGAAGCCCGGGAGAGUUUCACGAAUCCAAUCCGCCAUCCACUCUCUUCUCCCGCACCAUGAGCUGAAUCUGUCCGGGACAGACCUGGGAAGAUGGCGGCCACUGACCAGUCCCGGUCCGAAGCUGCCAAACAGCGACGGCAGGAUCAGCUCCAACGUUGGCUGGGCUCGGAGACCGACCAGACGGGCUCGGAAGCCCGCCACACGGCGGAUGGCUCGGGGACACGUCGGGCGAGGGUCCGCUUCGCUCAGGGUGCCGUGUUUAUGGCCGCCUGCUCCGCCGGGGACCGGGAAGAGGUGGCGGCUCUGCUCCGGCAGGGAGCUGACAUCAACCACGCCAACAUUGACGGCCUGACAGCGCUCCACCAGGCCUGCAUUGACGAGAAUGCUGAGAUGGUGCAGUUUCUGGUGGAGAGCGGAAGCAACGUCAACAUAGGUGACAAUGAGGGCUGGAACCCCCUGCACGCUGCGGCAUCCUGUGGCUUCAUCCCAAUCGCAAAAUACUUGAUAGAGCACGGCGCACACGUCGGCGCUGUGAACAGCGAAGGGGACCUUCCUUUGGAUGUGGCCACGGAGGACGCAAUGGAGAGAAUGCUCAAAAGUGAAAUCAAAAAGCAAGGAAUCGAUGUGGACUUGGCUCGGAAGGAGGAAGAGAGGAUCAUGCUCCAGGACGCCAUGGCGGUGCAUGAAGGUGGCGGCACUCUGACGCCUCACCCGAACACCAAGGCAACAGCUCUGCACGUUGCGGCUGCCAAGGGAUACAUUGAAGUUCUAAAGGUGCUGUUACAAUGCGCCGUGGAUGUGGACAGUCGGGACAUCGAUGGUUGGACGCCCCUGCAUGCAGGAGCUCACUGGGGGCAGAAGGAAGUGUGCACGCUGCUUGCAGACCACAUGUGUGAUAUGACCGCCAUCAACAAUGUGGGCCAAACGCCUUUAGAUGUUGCAGACGAGAACCUAGUGGACGCUCUGGAGGAGCUGCAGAAGAAGCAGAAUGCUUUACGUACCGAGAAAGAGAAACAGACUCCUGUCAUCGAGACCAGCCUGCAAAUCGCCACAGUACCAGUUCGCACACGAAGGACUUCUAUUUCGCGCAUGAGCAGUAGGGAAAAAAUCUGCCUCCAUGAGCGGGAGAAGCACCCACCGCCUGCCCUGCAGAACAGCCCGGCCGAGGACGAGGAAGACGAGGGCCAGACCGCACGGAGUCAGUCUCAAAGUCCGCCUAAAGCCUCAAGUAGCUCCAGCUCAGAGGAGGAGAGUGAAUCAGAGAGUGAUGCCGAGUCUGAGAAAGCCAAAAACCGAGAGAUCAUAAACAACUUGAACAACAAACGCAACACCAGCAGCCUCUUUCCUACCUCCAUCCCAGCAAGCACUGCUACAAGCCAAGUUAAAAAGGUACAGUCGGGAUAUCUUCGCUACAUCGCAAGACAACAACGAUUUUAUAUCGUUGCUGCCCAACAGGAAGCAGGCAAGCCCCCAGUGACCGAGGCACCAGGCUCAUGGAGGACAUCACUGCGGAAGGCAGGCAGCUCAGUGACUCUGGGCUCAGCAGGACUGUCCGACUCCAGCUCAGACCAGAACAAGCCGACUGGUUCGAGCCUGGGGAUGACCCGCUCCGCCUCGAGUCCACGUCUCAGCUCUGAAGCCGACCCUAAGGAGCCAAGACUUGCUCGGGUGCCUCCCAUUCCCACCAGGAGGCUUUUCAGUAUUCCAGACAGCAACCCUGACAACUCCAACAGUUGGCUAAGUCGUAGCUCGUCCUACACUCGCCGCUUUCAAAGCCAAUCAGGGAAUGACUUCACUAGCUCCCACCCGUCUUUGUCUCACAGCUCUUCCUACGGAAAGAGACUGGAUGCUGCCAACGUGAACUCAGGUAGCACGGGAACAUGCUCAUCUGGACUCAGUCGACUUAACAGUGCCUUGGCACAGAGACUUCCUCAAGAGCAAACCGAGAAGGAUCAGUCCCCAUCGCUCACGAGCACAAUCCCUCCUGAAUCAGAGGCAAAGCAGAGGCGCAAGUCUUACUUGACACCCGUUCGGGAUGAGGAGGCAGAAGCACAGAGGAAAGCUCGCUCGCGGCACGCACGGCAGUCACGUCGUUCCACUCAGGGGGUGACGCUGACAGAUUUGCAGGAGGCUGAGAAGACCAUGAAGACCAUGAAGCUUGACAACAAAGCGAGAGAAAAGAAGGAAGAGGAUGAGAAGGAGAAGGAAUCAAAGUCUAAGAAGGGAGAUGAAGGGGAAGUGAGCUGGAGGUCUCGGAUAGCCAGCCUGCAGAAGUCCGACCUGCUGGGUCUCACGCAGCCGGCUGGCACCCCGCGGCCUCACCCCGCUGAGAGAAGAGUCACUGAGGCCAGCGUUGGGGAGAGCGAGACUGAGCGAUGGGCCCAGGAGCGCAGGGAGAGGAGACAAGCGCGAGCUAGGAGAAAGGCUCAGAGGAGCGGGGAGCUCGAUGACGAUCCCAGCGGAGAGGAAGAGUUCUCAGGCAGCCGACUGGAUUCACAGUCAGACCUGCACUUGGGUUCCAGGUCCGGUGCACCAUGUAAUGAGGGAGGAGAGAGCAAAGAUUUCAAAAAGCUGUUUGAGGACUUGACCAGAGAAAACAGCCAGCUUCAGACUCAGCUACAGGAGACACAGAGGGUUGUCAGUAAGACGAGGCUGGACCUAGAAAAGGCCACACAGAGACAGGAGCGCUUUACUGACUGUUCAGCGCUGCUGGAUCUCGAAAGAAAGGACCGAAGGAUGCUGGAGCGGCGUAUGGCUGAGCUUGAGGAGGAGCUGAAGGUCCUGGUUGACCUGAGAGCAGACAACCAGCGUCUUAAAGAUGAGAACGGAGCGCUGAUCCGUGUCAUCAGCAAACUCUCCAAGUAGGAGAUGGAGCGAGACACACGAAGCAGGGACGCCUUCGUCCAUCCCGCAGCACACAUACCUCCAAAUGCCAGAGAGCAAGAGGAGGGGGGCAGUAAAAUAUCCCGUGUCUACGUCACAGCUUGACUUGGAUUGCGAUGCCUCUCAAACAGCUGGUGUGGCUGUUGUGUGCCAUGUUGUUUAUAACAUGAAGUGUGAAGAAGCCCACAUUUACCACAGGUGUGCAUCGGGGUCCAGCAUGCACACCAAAUACAUCUUUGAUGCACACGAACACACAGGACCUAUUUUUGGUCUUCAAUCUCCCACUUGGUAUUUAAUUUUUUGGAACACUUUUGCAACACACGUCGUUUUUCUCAGUGGCCGCCCUGACCUCGUGUCAUCAAGCAGGAAAGCGUUUAAGAUUUGUUUCCACGCGCAAGUGUUUGAACGCACCUACCUCUCCACCUAUGCACCCCCUUAUACUCCUAUAUAUACAUCUUAUUUUUGUGACCACACAUACAUACACUCCAUGCUUUUUAUAAAAUACAUUUGCAAAAGACCACAGAUGCAGGGUCCCGGCACUUUACUCUCCGCAAAGCAAUUCAAAAUAUGUCAAAAGAGCCUGAUCAGAAUUUGAAAGCAAGUAGUGGGAGAGGUUGAAGGUGAAAGGUCAUGCACAAUUUUUUUUAAAGUUGAUCUUCAGUCGAAGUCUAUGAAGCUAUGAAUGUUUUUUUUUUUAUCGUGGAUAAAAAAUAGAAAUGUCAUAGUUUUUCAAUGUAAAUUCCUCUCUUUCGAGAGAGCUUGGCUAUGUAUAUUACUUGUGUAUAAAUAUUAGUCUAAUAAUACCCUUUUUCCCAAGUUAAUGUAGCCUACCUUCACUCGUUGGUUUUCUAAUAUAUUAAAUUGAUGUCUUCACCCUGAA
Nerophis ophidion (straightnose pipefish) is the source of this 3815-nucleotide messenger RNA. Its product is annotated as protein phosphatase 1 regulatory subunit 12A. Bases 143 to 2917 code for a protein of 924 amino acids. The transcript has 24 exons. Gene Ontology annotation, cellular component: cytoplasm; Z disc; A band. Gene Ontology annotation, molecular function: phosphatase regulator activity; enzyme inhibitor activity; protein kinase binding. Gene Ontology annotation, biological process: signal transduction. NCBI's taxonomy places the organism in Eukaryota, Metazoa, Chordata, Actinopteri, Syngnathiformes, Syngnathidae. The record is from RefSeq and is a predicted model, not a curated record.